AUGACACGUGUGCCUUAUGCUUCUGCUAUAGGGAGUAUUAUGUACGCUAUGCUAUGUACAAGACCUGAUGUCGCACAUGCUCUGAGUGUCACGAGUAGAUAUCAGUCUAAUCCAGGCGAAGAGCACUGGAAGGUCGUAAAAUCAAUCCUUAAGUACUUGAGAAGAACUAAGGAUUUAUUUUUGAUCUAUGGAGGUGGGGAACUGAAACUAGAGGGUUUCACCGACUCUAGUUUUCAGUCUGAUAAAGAUGACUCCAAGUCUAUGUCAGGAUUUAUAUUCACUUUAAAUGGUGGAGCAAUUUGUUGGAAAAGUUCUAAACAAGAAACAGUUGCUGACUCCACCACAGAAGCUGAAUAUAUUGCUGCAUCAGAUGCUGCAAAAGAAGCUGUUUGGAUAAGGAAUUUCAUUCAAGAGUUGGGUGUCGUUCCUUCAGUUGUUGAUCCAGUACCUAUAUACUGUGAUAACAAUGGAGCUAUUGCGCAAGCUAAAGAACCAAGAUCUCAUCAAAGAUCCAAACACAUUAUGCGAAGAUACCACUUGAUUCGAGAAAUCAUUGGUAGAGGUGAUGUCGUUGUGGAGCGAGUUGCUUCAGCAGAAAAUGUAGCAGAUCCACUUACUAAACCGUUGUCACAAAAGGUAUUCGAAGGACAUCUUGAGAAGAUGGGUCUAAGAUACGCGGGUGAUUGGUGCUAGGGCGAGUGGGAGAUUGAAAGAGUUACACCCGGCGCACCAAUUAGAUUGGUCAUUUUUAUUUAUAUGUAAAUUCAAUCUCAUUGGAAUUUAUAUUAAUAAAGGCAUUUACUUAUCUAA
Molecule: messenger RNA, 810 nt
Organism: Salvia miltiorrhiza (redroot sage)
Lineage: Eukaryota; Viridiplantae; Streptophyta; Magnoliopsida; Lamiales; Lamiaceae
Product: secreted RxLR effector protein 161-like
Exons: 1
Coding region: 1-693 (230 amino acids)
Source: RefSeq, a predicted model, not a curated record